Messenger RNA from Dothidotthia symphoricarpi CBS 119687, 453 nucleotides. RefSeq lists its product as uncharacterized. The transcript has 2 exons. Bases 1 to 453 code for a protein of 150 amino acids. The record is from RefSeq and is a predicted model, not a curated record. NCBI's taxonomy places the organism in Eukaryota, Fungi, Ascomycota, Dothideomycetes, Pleosporales, Dothidotthiaceae.
AUGUCGCGCUCACGCACGCGACUACCCACCUCCGCCAUCCUACUCUUCUCCCUAGCUACCCUCAGCUCAGCCAGCUUCUCGACCUCCCCGUCCGCUAGCUCCACUGCCUCCUCCAGCACACCCACCGCGUCGUCUACGGCGCGCCCGCGCUCCGGUGUCUCCCCCGGCUUGAUCGCAGGAGCAGUACUCGGCGGCCUCGUCGGCAUCGCGCUGAUACUCUGCGGUAUACUGCUACUCCUGCGCCGCAAGAAGAACAAGAGCAGGACUGCGGAAGUCUCUGGGAAUGUCUACGGCGGAAAUCAUCAGUAUGGUGCGCUGCCGCAGUCUGCGAGGGAGUUGCACAGCCAUCGCACGGCGGAGAUGUCGACUCCGCCGAUGGAGAUGGGGGCGCAUAAUUCGCCGAGGGAAAUACCCUCUAGAUAUGUGCCUGGGUCGGGGCAUUAUUUUGAAUAG